Messenger RNA from Drosophila gunungcola (fruit fly), 1980 nucleotides. Its product is annotated as proton-coupled amino acid transporter-like protein pathetic. Gene Ontology annotation, molecular function: amino acid transmembrane transporter activity. Gene Ontology annotation, biological process: amino acid transmembrane transport. The transcript has 5 exons. The coding region runs from base 242 to 1654 and encodes 470 amino acids. Gene Ontology annotation, cellular component: vacuolar membrane. The record is from RefSeq and is a predicted model, not a curated record. NCBI's taxonomy places the organism in Eukaryota, Metazoa, Arthropoda, Insecta, Diptera, Drosophilidae.
AAUGGCCACAAAAGUUAAAUAGUGUUCAAGCGUAUUGGUCUCUGUUGAUUGAAUCUGCAAAUUCUGGCCUUAAAAUCGCACCAUCGAGCAUAUCGCUGGCUAUCAUUAUUAUUAACGCGGCUGUGUGAAAAAGUCACUUUUUCGGCAUCGUCAAUGUCGAGGACAAACGAUUGGAUCAAGCAAUUAUUAUAAUUUCUUAAUAAUUUUUCAAAAAUUUCACACAAACCAAAUCGGGCCAAAGAUGGCAGAUAAUGCGGGAUUUACCCCAUCGGCGCCGGGCGAGAACCCGCCCCCGUACACCAGCUCAGUGGCCACAUUGAAUGACUUCAGCUCGAAAUCCAACUUGACGGAGAAGAACCAACAGUCCCUAGCGGAGGAUCCCUACGAUCCGUUCGAGAACCGAGAUCCCAAUGGAGCCAGUGCCGGCGGCGCCUUGUCGCACUUGCUCAAGAGUUCACUGGGCACUGGAAUCCUGGCCAUGCCCAUGGCCUUUCACAACGCCGGCUUGGCUUUUGGCAUGGCCAUGACGCUGAUCGUCGGAUUCCUCUGCACCCACUGCGUACAUAUUUUGGUGAAGACUUCGCAUAACAUUUGCCGGGAGGCCAGGGUUACAUCUUUGGGAUUCGCUGAAACGGCGGAGAAGGUCUUCGAGUACGGGCCAAAGGGAAUGCGUCCCUACUCAAACUUUGCCAAGCAAUUCGUGGACAUCGGCCUGAUGGCCACAUACUAUGCGGCUGCAUGUGUGUAUAUCGUUUUUAUUGCGACAUCUUUCCACGAUGUCAUUAACUACGAUUGCGGCAUCAACUGGGAUGUGCGCAUCUACAUAGCCAUCACCGUGAUUCCCUGCCUGCUGAUCGGCCAGAUCCGUCACCUCAAGUGGCUGGUGCCGUUCUCGAUGAUGGCCAACAUCUUCAUCGUUGUGACCUUUGCCAUUACGCUGUACUACAUGUUCGAUCAGCCACUGGUCUACUCCAACAAGCCGCUGAUCGCCAAUGCUGCAGACAUUCCGCUCUUCUUCGCCACCGUGAUCUUCGCCAUGGAGGGCAUCGGCGCUGUGAUGCCCGUGGAGAACUCGAUGAGGAAGCCGCAGCACUUCCUGGGAUGUCCCGGUGUCCUCAACACGGCCAUGAUCACUGUGGUCUCGCUCUACGCCAUCAUCGGAUUCUUCGGCUAUGUGAGAUUCGGCGACGAAGUGCGCGGCAGCAUCACUCUCAAUCUGCCCGAGGGAGCCUGGUUGGGAGACACGGCCAAGCUCCUGAUGGCCGUGGCCAUCCUCUUCACCUUCGGACUGCAGUUCUAUGUGCCCAACGAAAUCCUCUGGCGCAAGAUCGGUCACAAGUUCAGCCCCGAAAAGCAAAAUAUUACGCAGAUCCUGCUGCGCAGUGGUAUUAUUCUGGUCAUCGGUGGUGUGGCUGCUGCCAUUCCCAAUCUGGAACCAUUCAUCAGUUUGGUGGGUGCCGUGUUCUUCUCGCUGCUGGGCAUCUUUGUGCCCAGCUUCGUGGAGACCGUCUAUCUGUGGCCCGAUCGCCUGGGCGUGUGCAAGUGGAAGCUGGCGAAGAACAUCUUCCUGGGCGUGUUCUCCAUCCUGGCGCUGGUUGCCGGCGCCGUGGCCAGCAUCAACGAGAUCAUCGAAAUGUACAGCGACGACGAUUAGGGUUUCCAGGUGUUCAGCCUUAAACAAGACAUGUAGUAUUACAUUAGAUGCAGGUAGCUUCCCCCCCCAAGGAAGUAUAAGUUCGAAGAGCAGGCAAAGCCCACAUCCACAUCCACAUCCAGAUCUGACCCAACUUACGGCCAUGUUGAACAUGGUCAGGCGGCUCGGAUGCCCAAUUGCCGAUGCCGUUGACUGCAUGAACAAGAUGAUAUUAAGUUUAAGUGCCCUGUUACACAAACUAAGCUGCAAUUCAUAGAAUUUAUAAAUGUUAUUAUGUUAAGUUGCUCAGCAUUCCAAACGAUAAAGAGAAACAGUACGAAAAUACA